This is a messenger RNA of Symbiodinium pilosum, 507 nucleotides long. The record is from the annotation of a GenBank genome assembly. Lineage: Eukaryota; Dinophyceae; Suessiales; Symbiodiniaceae.
AUGCCUGGAGCUUUCGGCUUGAUUCUGUGGGUGUCUGCUCUUGCUGCUCAUGCCUCGGCGCAUGAAGCCGUGAAGCUGAGCUGGCAGGACUGCGGGCUACUUGCAGAUGAGAAAGGCAUUGAGCUGCUGGAUUACACGCACGAGCCCGACCCGAUAGUGCUCGGCGAGCCGUAUGUGAUCACAAGACGUUUCCGCUCGCUGCUGGACCGUCCAAUCCAGAAUCUCACAGAGACGUUCCAGUCCUACAACCGAACAGCGCCAGCAACCUGGACACCAACCUUUGCCGGCGGCCCUUUCUCGCGCUGCGGCCGGGAGCAAUACCAGACCAGGUGCCCAUUGCAGCCGAAGGAGGAGUUUGCCUGCCACGAGCACCACCCAGCCACGCACGUGACAGGGGCCGGAACGCACAGGGCCGUGGAGCACUACUUUGCGGACGGCACGUUUGUAGGCUGCGCGGUGGUAGUCUACCAGUACACCGCACCAGAUCCGAUUCUUACUUUGCUGUAG